Gasterosteus aculeatus aculeatus (three-spined stickleback) is the source of this 1475-nucleotide messenger RNA. It is a transcript of the gene gsx1, whose product is annotated as GS homeobox 1. Gene Ontology annotation, molecular function: DNA-binding transcription factor activity, RNA polymerase II-specific; sequence-specific double-stranded DNA binding. Gene Ontology annotation, cellular component: nucleus. Gene Ontology annotation, biological process: regulation of DNA-templated transcription. Lineage: Eukaryota; Metazoa; Chordata; Actinopteri; Perciformes; Gasterosteidae. The record is from RefSeq and is a predicted model, not a curated record.
AAACCCUAUUGAGAGCUCUUGGCCGCUUACGGCGUAACCGUCACAUGGCCGCAACCGAGUCCGCGCGCGCGGCUAUUUAAGCCGCCGCGCUGCGCCUUCAGCACCACUUCGCUGUCCACCGCCCCGAGGAGAGCACCGCCGACACCACCGCGCGCGCCAGCUUCAGCUUCAGCCACCCCCCCUACCGCCGCGUCUGCAGCAGCAGCAGCAACAACAACGACGACGUUCGCCAACAUGCCGAGGUCUUUUCUCGUGGAUUCCUUGAUUUUAAGGGAGGCCAACGAGAAGGGCAGCGAGAACAACCCGCCGCUGUUCCCGUACGCCGUGCACUCGCCGCACCACCCGCACGGGCUGCCGGGCUCCUGCCACUCCAGGAAAGCCGGGCUGCUGUGCUUCUGCCCGCUGUGCAUGACCGCGUCGCAGCUCCACCCGUCUCCGCCGACGCUGCCGCUCCUCAAGGCGUCCUUUUCGCCCUUCGGCUCGCAGUACUGCCACUCGGCCCUGUCGAGGCAGCACUCCUCGGCCAACCUCGGCCACGCACCGGGGAUAUACCAAGCGGCGUACUCCGUCCCGGACCCGCGACAGUUCCACUGCAUCUCCAUCGAAAACAGCAACAGCAAACUUCAGAGCAGCAAGCGCAUGCGCACAGCCUUCACCAGCACGCAACUUUUGGAGCUGGAGCGAGAGUUCACGUCCAACAUGUACCUGUCCAGGCUGAGGCGCAUCGAGAUCGCCACGUACCUGAACUUGUCCGAGAAACAGGUGAAGAUCUGGUUUCAGAACCGCAGGGUGAAGCACAAAAAGGAGGGCAAGAGCAGCGGGCAAAGGACUGGAUCACACAACUGCAAAUGCUCUUCCCUGUCAACCGCGAGAUGCUCGGAGGAAGAGGACGACGACAUUCCCAUAUCCCCCUCCUCGUCCGAUAAGGAGGACGUGGACCUGUCCGUCUCCCCCUGAACUCUCCUGCUUAUUCCCCGACAAAACAUUUUGGUCCUCAUGAUUUUUGAAUACAGCCAAAAAAAAAACCUAAAAAAAACAGACUGUGCCACUUGUUGUUCAGUCGUUUGUACAUAGAAAGAGAAUAUUUAAUCAGGGAUUUGCUCUGAAUUAUUGUAUAGCUGUAUACAUGUUGUACGUUUUGUAUGUAGUUUUUUUCUGAAAACGGUCCAUUUGUUGUUGCCAAUGCGAUAGGCUUAUUUGUAAAGAAGAACCCACAAAAACAAUAGCAACAUUGUUUAUUAGUAUUUUUUUGGGGGGGGGGGGGGGGGGGAGUAUUUUGUAUACAUGAUGACUACUGGUUAGAUUCAUUCUGUGGAUGGAACGGUGACGUCAAAUAUCAAAAGCUGGAGAAAGAUCCCCUCAAUGUCACAUUACUGAAACGACUCAGUAAAUUAUAUCUUCACUGUAAUUGUAAAAAUAUUUAUUUAUUUAAAAAUGUUGAUACUUAAAUAAAAAUAUUUCUGAGCGGAAAACUA